GAUUAAAGCCCUAGCAGCCUCUGACACGGUUGUUGCCUGGAGCCCACUUUCUCCUUUCUUUGAGCCUCCACACCAGCUGGGCUGUCUGACAAGAUUGAGGCGUUGCUUUCACGCUGCGCAGGCCAGACCCCGAGCUCCUUGCAAAAAGAAAAAUAGAAUUAGCAGCUCUAGUGAGGGCUGACUUUAAUGCACUUUUGUUUUUAAUAACCAGCAUCACCUCUGCUGGCUUCAUCUGGGUAAGAAACCCUGUGGGCUUAUCUUGAGAGUUACCACUUCCUGGCAGGCCAGCAUUCCUGGAGGCCCCAGUGAUGAAGGAAGGAGACGAUUAAGAAACUGAAGCCCAGAGAAGUGAUUUGCUGAAAAUCACAUCAAUAAUUAGUGCACAGCCGAGACGCAUGACUCAGAGUCCACGGGCUACAAGGGUGGGACUGAAUGAACUUGAGAGGCCAUGACACGAGGUUUUUGGACCACUGGUGAUACUUGUGCUGUUCACUUGGAUAUACAGUCCCCAUUUAUAGAGAUCCCACUAAGGAACACACAACUGCUCUUCAUUCUUUACAUCCACUACCUCUCAUCUGCCUUACAACCUUGCCAGGUAGACACAGCCCUCAAAGAUGGUGACUCCCUCCUGAGAUGCAGAACCACUUCGUACAAGAAAAGGCCUUCUCCCAGGUCACGGGGCUGGAUCUCCCAGACGCCUCCUGGUCCCAUAAACAGCUGAAGUCUCCACCCUCAGUUUCAGGAGAAUAUGAAAGUGUUACUCCGGCUUGUUUGUUUCAUAGCGCUACUGAUUUCUUCUCUGGAGGCUGAUGAAUGUGAGGAAAUUGAAGAACCAAUAAUUUUAGUUUCAUCUGCACAUGAAAUUGAUGUUCGUUCAUGUCCUCUUAACACAAAUGCAAGGGAAGGCAGUAUAACUUGGUAUAAAAAUGACAGCAAGACACUUAUUUCUAUGGAACGAGACUCCAGGAUUCAUCAGCAUAAAGAUAAACUUUGGUUUGUUCCUACUAAGGUAGAGGAUACAGGACAUUACUAUUGUGCAGUAAGAAAUUCAACUUACUGCCUCAAAAGUAAAAUAACUGCAAAGUUUGUACAACAUGAGCCUAAUCUGUGUUACAAUGCACAAGCCAUAUUUACACAGAAACUGCCCCUUGCAGGAGAUGGGCGACUUGUGUGUCCUUUUUUGGAUUUCCUUAAAGAUGAAAAAAAUGAAUUACCCAAAAUACAAUGGUAUAAGGAUUGUAAACCUCUUCUUCUUGACAAUAUCAACUUCAGUGGACAGAAAAAUAAACUCAUCAUGGCGAAUGUGAACACAGCGCAUAAAGGGAUCUAUACUUGUCGUGCAUCCUACACACACUUGGGAAAGCAGUAUCAUAUUACCCGGGUUAUAGAACUUCUUACUCUAGAGGAAAACAGACCCAUGAAGCCUGUGAUUGAGAGCCCAGUUAAUGGCACAUUAGAAGUAGAUGUGGGAUCCCAGCUACAACUGAUCUGCAAUGUCACUGGCUAUCCCACUGCCUAUGUCUCCUGGAAGUGGAAUGGGUCAUCAAUCGAUGAAGACGAUCCAGUGCUGGCGGAAGAGUAUACAACGGAAAGUCCUUUAACCAAAAGAAGGAAUAUACUCACAGUGCUUAAUAUUUCAGCAGUGGAAAGUAGAUUUUAUCUACAUCCAUUUACUUGUUUAGCUAGGAAUACAUAUGGUAAAAGUGCAGCAUAUGUCCAAUUGAAACGGCCAGUCCCUGACUUCCAGAAGCAUGUAAUCAGCAUAUUUGUGAUGCUAACAGUGAUAAUUACAUGCUGUGUUUUCAUCUAUAAAAUCUUCAAGGUUGACAUAGUACUUUGGUUCAGGGAUUCUUGCCAUGAUUUUAUCCCAAGAAAAGCUUCGGAUGGAAAGACCUAUGACGCAUACAUACUGUAUCCAAAGACCCAUGGGGAAGGAGCCACCUCUAAUUCAGAUAUUUUUGUGUUUAAAGUCUUGCCUGAGGUCUUGGAAAAACAGUGUGGAUAUAAGCUGUUCAUUUACGGGAGGGAUGACUACGUUGGGGAAGACAUUGUCGAGGUCACUAGUGAAAACGUAAAGAAAAGCAGAAGACUGAUUAUCAUUUUGGUCCGAGAAACAUCAGGAUUCAGCUGGCUGGGGAGUUCAUCCGAAGAGCAAAUAGCAAUGUACAAUGCUCUCAUUCAGGAUGGAAUUAAAAUUGUCCUGCUUGAGUUAGAGAAAAUCCAGGACUAUGAGAAAAUGCCAGAAUCCAUUAAAUUCAUUAAGCAGAAACAUGGAGCCAUACGCUGGUCAGGGGACUUUAGAGAGGGAUCCCAGUCUGCAAAGACAAGGUUCUGGAAGAAUGUCAGGUACCACAUGCCGGUCCAGCAGCUACCUUCCCCUGGGCCCCAGUUACUGUGCCCCACCACAAGGCCAGACUCUAAGGAGAAAGUGCAAAGGGAAGUACACAUGCCUCUCGGGUAGCAGGGAGAAAGAAUUGUGGCCAAGAGUCCAUGGUUGACUCCUGUCCAGUGGCUUCGUGGGCUGCGUCGUGCCUCCACUGACUUGUGCAGUCAAGAUGCACCUGUAUAGUCCCUUGUCCCCGAGGUCACCUGGAAUCGGAUUGUUAAGGGAGCAGGACAUGGUGACAACAGCAGGCCAAGGCAAUUCAGAGCAGAGGGCUUGGGAAGUCCUUUAAAAGAUCACAGAAAGCCUAUCUGAAUGCUGGAAC
Molecule: messenger RNA, 2708 nt
Organism: Manis javanica (Malayan pangolin)
Lineage: Eukaryota; Metazoa; Chordata; Mammalia; Pholidota; Manidae
Gene: IL1R1
Product: interleukin 1 receptor type 1
Biological process (GO): interleukin-1-mediated signaling pathway; regulation of inflammatory response
Molecular function (GO): interleukin-1, type I, activating receptor activity; interleukin-1 binding
Source: RefSeq, a predicted model, not a curated record